Haemonchus placei is the source of this 207-nucleotide messenger RNA. The record is from the annotation of a GenBank genome assembly. Lineage: Eukaryota; Metazoa; Nematoda; Chromadorea; Rhabditida; Trichostrongylidae.
AUGGUUGGUGGAACCGUGGAUACAACGACCAUGUUGUCGAUGUUUACACAACUCAUGGAGGAGCAAAGGAGUGCUAUAUCAUCAAUGAUGUCAACAAUUAUGAAGGAGCAGAAGGACAUCAGGGUCAUCGAAAGCGCGCCAGAGCGUGAUCAAAGGGUCCGCAAGGCGGAAGAACCACUGGCACUCCCAAAUGUGAUGCAGCCUUGA